Zerene cesonia (dogface butterfly) is the source of this 945-nucleotide messenger RNA. RefSeq lists its product as uncharacterized. The coding region runs from base 1 to 945 and encodes 314 amino acids. NCBI's taxonomy places the organism in Eukaryota, Metazoa, Arthropoda, Insecta, Lepidoptera, Pieridae. The transcript is spliced from 5 exons. The record is from RefSeq and is a predicted model, not a curated record.
AUGAUGCAACGGAAAAACGACAGUCCUUUGGAUAAAACUCAGGUUAUCGCAGAUGCCUCUCCUGUAGGGUUAGGUGCAGUGUUGGUUCAGGUAGAUAAAAAUGGUCCCCGUGUGAUCGCUUUUGGUCACAAAGCACUUACUGAUUGUGAAAAGAGAUAUUGCCAAACAGAAAAGGAAGCCCUUGCUCUAGUUUGGGCGGUGGAACACUUUAAAAUAUAUCUGUUUGGCAAAGAAUUUGAAAUAAUAAGCGAUCACAAGCCAUUAGAAACCAUUUUUGGAAAAACCUCUAAACCUUGUGCUAGAAUAGAACGGUGGGUACUUAGGUUGCAAGCUUACAGGUAUAAGGUCGUGUACCGCCCAGGUAAAUCCAACAUAGCAGACACAAUCUCCAGACUCAGUAAAUCUUCUUAUACGGAACCAUUUGACUCUGAAAACUAUAUUAACCAAAUUGUAAGUUACAGUAGACCUGUUGCGGUUCCAUUGGACGAAAUAGAAGGAAGUUCUGCUAGAGAUGAGGAAAUCUUAAAAGUGAACGACGGUAUCAUUAAUAAUAACUGGCAUGAUUCGCGGGUACUGGAGGCGGCCCAUGAAGGACAUCCAGGCAUAGUAGCGAUGAAGGCUCGUCUUCGAACAAAGGUGUGGUGGCCUAGAAUCGACAAGGAUGCUGAACGUCUAGUAAAAACUUGUCGAGGGUGUAAAUCUCCAUCCGAAUUAUUUUUCAAAAGACAGUUCAGAGACAAGAUUCCGGCAGCACCAGACAUGGAGUACAGAAUAACAGACGAAGAGGUGAGAGACCGUGAUUUGCUAAUGAAAGAAAAAGGAAAGGAAUAUGGAGAUCUAAAACGGAAAGCGACAGAUUCUAAUUUGGAAACAGGAGAAAAAGUUUUGAAAUUAUGGAAUAUUGAUAACAUUAAUUUAGUUAACCUCUAUGUUAGAGAAGUUUAA